AUGUCCAACACCCAUACUCCACGAGACUCCUCGGCCCAACUGCACCAUACAACCCCUCAACCACUCGCUGUCUCCGCAGCGGGACUGACGUUCACCCUUGACGAUGGACGGGUGAUCCUCGAUGCUAUCUCAGGAGGAGCAGCCGUGAAUUGUUUAGGUAAUGGUAACAAAGAGUUAGUCGAGGUGAUGACCGCACAAGCUGAGAAAAUGGCUUUUGCGUAUCAUCAGUCAUUAGGUAACCUGGAGAGUGAGAAGUUGGCGAAGCUCUUAACUGAUAGAAGUAAGGGAGUUUUGCAGGCUGCUGCAUUCCUCAAUUCUGGUUCAGAAGCGAUGGAAGCUGCAAUCAAACUCGCUAGAGAAUAUUGGGUCGAGAUGGAUCAACCAUUACGAAAUCAUAUUAUCAGUAGAUCGCCUUCUUAUCAUGGUAAUACCUUGGGUGUUCUAGGUAUCGGUAAUAUCCCCUCUCGACGAACAAUCUAUCAACCCUUCUUCUCCUCCAAUAUCCACCACGUCACCUCACCGCAAUACCUCCGACACCACCUCCCCAACGAGACCGAAGAAGAAUACUCCCAGCGUCUUGCAGACGAGUUGGAAAGUACCAUUCUCUCCCUUGAUCCGCGGUACGUCAUUGGCUUCGUAGCUGAGCCAGUCGUAGGAGCCGCUCUGGGUGUGAUGCCACCUCCUAAAGGUUAUUUCCCAGCAAUCAAGAGAGUAUUAAAUAAAUAUGGAUUGCUGUUAAUUCUAGACGAAGUCAUGUCCGGUUCAGGUAGAUCAGGCGAACUUUAUGCGUAUCAAGCUGUUGGAGAAGGAGUCAAACCUGAUAUAUUGGCGAUGGCAAAAGGGAUAGGCAGUGGUUAUGUACCGAUUUCAUCUGUCUUGACUGGACAGAGAGUGACGGAGAGAAUUAGGAAAUCUGGUGGAUGGAAGAAUUCUCAUACUUAUCAGAACCAUCCUAUAAACUGUGCAGUGGCGUUGAAAGUGUUGCAAAUCAUCGAAAGGGAUAACUUACUUACCAACGUCAAACAAAGAGGUGAACAACUCCUUGAUGAGCUGAAAGAUGCUACGAGGGAUAUCGAGAUCAUUUAUAAUGUUAGAGGUAAAGGAUUAUUCGUCGGAAUAGAUCUAGUAGGCUCAUCAUCCCUCAAACCCCGUCUUGCGCCGCGAAUCAAGACGAAAGCUUUCGAGAAUGGUUUAUUGGUGCUGGCGAUAAGCGGUACGAUUGAUGGCGUCGAAGGCGAAGUUAUUAUGCUUGGACCGGCCUAUACAGUCACCCAAGAGCAAAUUAGUGAGAUCGUGAAGCUGUUGGUCAAAAGCAUAAGAGAGGUUGUUGAGGAUCUAGACAAAGAGGGUUGA
Messenger RNA from Kwoniella botswanensis, 1353 nucleotides. RefSeq lists its product as uncharacterized. The record is from RefSeq and is a predicted model, not a curated record. Bases 1 to 1353 code for a protein of 450 amino acids. Gene Ontology annotation, molecular function: transaminase activity; pyridoxal phosphate binding. The transcript has 6 exons. Gene Ontology annotation, cellular component: cytosol. Lineage: Eukaryota; Fungi; Basidiomycota; Tremellomycetes; Tremellales; Cryptococcaceae.